AUGGUUAAUAUGGGUGCAACUGUCGCAGUACUGUUGCAUUUCAGCCAGCCUGCGGACUGUCCGCCUCUGUACGGUGCUUUCUUAGAGGCAUAUACCGUCUGACGCUUUUGGGGAGUAUCUUGGCACCAGAUGUUCAGGAGUUUCCUGACCCGACACGCUCGUUUAUUCGUUGACAGCGCGCUUCCCUUCCUCCCCCAGAGCUCGUUUGCGGCUCGGUAUGCACGAUUGACCACCGCCUUUCUCAUUUCCGGCGUCCUGCACUAUCGUGCAGACCAACUUAUGGGCGUACCAAAUGCCAAGAGCGGUGCGGUUAUCUUCUUUCCCUUACACUCCCUUGGCAUUUGCCUGGAGGAUGCUGUCGCCCCAAUGGUUUUUGCGUUUCUCCCAAAGCCAGUCCGUCGCAUUACAGGCUAUUUAUGGGUUCUAGUGUUUUUCAUCUGGUCUAGCCCGGUCUAUACUUAUCCCAGUGCGAGGCUGGGGAUUGACACGGCUGCUCUCCUGCCUGUACCUACGUCUCAUCGGGCCUUGGGUAACACGACUGAUCAGCUUAAACAAUGGCGUCUGACCGGCUUGCAAAGGGCAUUAGCCCAUACAAGGCUUGUGCUUCAUUACCCCAUCAUCACCUUACCGGUACUAUCCACCUCCACACCCUCCUAUGACCCCACCCAACCAUCUCCAACAUUUGUUGGGCUCGUGCAACCAUGGCGCUGGAUACGCACUAACCUCAAAGUUCUGUUAGGAAUAUGGUAUGAAUUUCGCAGAUGGAGGGUGGGCACGGAGCCCUGAAAAUCGGGCAGUUCGGGAGUGCCUGGUGGAUAUGAACUCAAAAGCGCCGACGCCACUACUCCUGACAAAGGCCAGUGAGGAUUACAAACACGCGGCGUCAACAUGGACCCAACUGCUUCUAGUAUCGAAGAGGAUCUUCCAAGAUCAAUGUCAUGGCGUCUCGUAUCUGAUGAGCAAGACACUACUUCCUGUCAUCAUGCUUGACUAAAGACAUGUUUCCUUAAUAACCAGGCCCUUGUAAACGGCAUAUCCUUCUACCGAACCCCUCACGAUAUCCAGGGAACCACCAAUCUCCUCUUCUCGAUAUUUCUCGUCACCCAGAUGUUCAGCUGCAUCAACCGCGUGGCGAUCCCGCACUUUGUCGGGAGCCGAUCUCUCUUCGAGUCCCGGGAGCGCCACUCUCAGACGUACUCCUGAUCCGUGUUCG
Messenger RNA from Xylaria bambusicola, 1213 nucleotides. RefSeq lists its product as uncharacterized. The record is from RefSeq and is a predicted model, not a curated record. The transcript is spliced from 3 exons. NCBI's taxonomy places the organism in Eukaryota, Fungi, Ascomycota, Sordariomycetes, Xylariales, Xylariaceae. Bases 130 to 786 code for a protein of 218 amino acids.